Molecule: messenger RNA, 792 nt
Organism: Tarenaya hassleriana
Lineage: Eukaryota; Viridiplantae; Streptophyta; Magnoliopsida; Brassicales; Cleomaceae
Exons: 4
Coding region: 193-660 (155 amino acids)
Source: RefSeq, a predicted model, not a curated record
CGUCGGAUUGAAUCUCUAAUCGUGUUGCAGAGCAAGCGAGCUGCGUCGCGUCUUUGUCGCUGUCGCCGGCUAUAUCCACCGGAAUCUCUGCCGUGAUUCGACGAGCACUUCUGAAGAAUCGGUUCGAGUAGAUAGUUGUGGGAUUUUUCAAGGAAAAGGUCUGUUUCUGGGCGUCCUGAAUUUUCCUGAAAGAUGAACAAGCUUUUAGAAUUUGGGAGAAGAGCAAUGUUCUAUGUCAGAGUCCUCUCUGGGUACGAACAAAGGAGGAUUCGGAAUUACAGGUUGCAGCUCGAGCAGCGUAUCCAGCAGGCACAACAGAAGAAAGCUGACAUAAAUAGACUCCCUGAGCGACUUAUAUUAUCCGAGGUCCGCCAAAUGGUUGAGGAGAUGCAGAAUUUGAAUAAGCAGCUCGAAGAAACGGAGGCUAGGAUUGACGAUUACUUCAAACCAGUAGACAUGCAGGCAGAAUCAAUAAUGGAGAUUCAGCUCCAAGGAGAGAAGGAGCCCAUGAAGCAAAUGAUGGCUGCCACUCAGGAACUUACAUUUAAAAAGAUUGAAGAAGCUGAGAAACGUGCCAUGGCACAAAGAAACGCAAACACUAGUGAGAAAAAUAACCCAGAUUCAGAGUCGGCAGCCGGCCAGCCAGCACCAGGAGGCUGAUCCGAGGUAUUCUUUUUGGGUUUGAUACAGCGACUAGAUCCAGAAUCCUCCACUGGGUGUGUGUUAUCUCUUGAGAAUUGCAGAGAUUGCUAGUUGAUUAAGACGAUUAUCCCAUGCCUAUACAUUCGUUUG